AUGUUGGUUGUUGCUUUUGCUUCCUUGCUGGGGGCUGCAAGGGCUAUUAUGAUGCCGAUAGAUGACCCUACUACUUCGGAUAAAUUUCAAAUAACGUAUGCAAACGAAUCCCUCUGGGAUACACUAGUGAUGAAGAACAAGACUGCAUUGGAGUCAGGUGAGUUAUUUGAUUUGGGUCCCGACACGAAAUGUUUCCUUCCGAAUAUGACCAGAUUGCAUGAACAAAAUGUCCAGUCUGUGAAUGAUCCUGAAUACAAGCAGAAACUAAUUGAUACCUUAGAUAUGGGCGCACACAUUAUUGACGCCAGCCUAAAAAAUCAAUGCUUAGUUAGUCAAAACGGAUUUUGGACGUACCGAUAUUGUGGAAGUGGUGACUUCACUCAAUACCAUGGAGUUGCUCCAGACCCUAAUGAUAAACUGACUUACACCCUGGGAAGAUCCAGCAAACAAAUAGAAAAUAGAGAAUUUCAACUUCUUUAUGAUGAUUACGGUUAUUACAUUAGUGAGAUUAUUGAAUCCGGUGAUAUAUGUGAUGUAACGGGUACGCCUAGAGCAAUCGAAAUACAGUAUACAUGUGGUAACGUUAUGAGACCAGGGACGUUGCAAUGGACAAGAGAAACGAAAAUCUGUCACUAUGAAGCUCAAGUAAUAGUCCCAGAUCUAUGCCAGUUGGAACUUCUCUCAAAGAACCAAGAUAAGAAGAAUGCUGUUCCAAUUAUUUGCCAUAUGUCCAAUGAUGUUCCUGAUAAACAUAACAUUGUUGAUAUUGUUUCCAACUAUGAUGUUUCUUUUGUUGCAAAUCAAGUUUAUUUCCUUCUACCAAUGAAUAAUUCUAACGUUGAUAGGGCUUUGUUAAUGUACACAGGGAAUGCAACUGAGGAUGGAUUGGAGAUGGACCCAUUCCCAAUGGAGAUUUACAAAAAGUUUAUCGAUGUGAUGAAUAAAAUGCUAGGUUUGGGAUUGUUAUCUCCACCUGAUGGAAAACCUUUUGAUGUACACGAUUCUUACCAGUGGAUCGGUGACAUCGUUGACAUGCAUGGUAACUACUUGAAUAGGUUAAGAUUGGAUGUUGAUGUUAAUAUGGAGGCUACCUUAAUUAUAGACAAAUCUAUUAAUUUUACUGGUCCUAAUAACUUUCAGUGGUAUUUUAGAGGUUCAGAUAGAACGAAAAAUAGCAAAUCUAGGUUUGGUUCCCUGACCAAUGAUAAUAUGAUGCUUGCUGGUGGUUCAAUAAUAAACGUUGACGAUAUAAGCAAAGAAAAUGCUCAAGAAUUGCUCGAGAAGUUAGUUGCUGCUGGAAAACUGUCGGGUGUGAUAGAGGACAAUAAAAUUACACAAGGAUCACCAAUUGAAGCUUCAAAAACGAAGGUCACAAAAGCGUCAGAAUCUACACCAGUUUCUGAGAAGAAUAAAAAGGCAAAAACAGUAACUAAAACAAUUAUCCGCUCCCGAGAUAAGGAAGAAUAUUUUAAAGAAAAUGAAAAACAGGGAGAAGAAAAUAAUGCUCAAGUUCCGUUUUCUGCACAUAAUAAUGAACAACAUGGAACGAUUAGUAAAUCUGAAAGAAAGGAAGAAAAUACUAAUCAGAAACAGUUGGCUAAUACACAAAAGGGGGAUACUGACACACCACCACAAUCCAGUCAAUCAUCUGCUAAUGACAAAUUAUCACGAUCCGGUAUGGGGCAAAAAGAACCUGGUGUUGAUGAAAUUGGCAGCGAACUAAGAGGCAAUUCUAAAAAGGCAUUAGGAUCAAAUAUCGAUAAUUCAUCUGGCCGAUCGACUCUAAAUGAUAAUAGUGAUAGAAUUGCUGUCGAAAAUGAAGCUAGAGAAAUUAUCAAUAGUAAUGCAUAUGAUCAGUCAGAGGCUUCCGUCGAUCCUAACUAUAGAAAUGAUCAACAGAGGUUAAAUUCUGCAAAAGAACACACCUUCUCCCAAUCCAAAGAAAAGAAGUCCAUUAAUUCUGAGGAAAUUCUUGAAACCAAAAUUUUAAACUCAGAAACGUUGGGUAAUAACGAUGGUGUAGCAUCUGAUGUUAAGGAUGAAGAAGUUGUCGAAUCUGAUAGAAACGGGGUUAUUGAUGAUGAGUUGUAA
Nakaseomyces glabratus is the source of this 2091-nucleotide messenger RNA. It is a transcript of the gene YOS9, whose product is annotated as Yos9p. Gene Ontology annotation, biological process: endoplasmic reticulum unfolded protein response; retrograde protein transport, ER to cytosol. NCBI's taxonomy places the organism in Eukaryota, Fungi, Ascomycota, Saccharomycetes, Saccharomycetales, Saccharomycetaceae. The record is from RefSeq and is a predicted model, not a curated record. Gene Ontology annotation, cellular component: endoplasmic reticulum lumen.